AUGAUUCAAGAUCACCUCCACGAGGAUCGGGUCCGGACAGACAGUUCACCUCUGCGAGCAACGAGCGCCAUUACAGGCAGGACCGGCCGGAAAGCUAUGAUCGGGGAUAUGAUCGGUCGAGAUCUCCACGAGGCAGAGCGCGUUAUACAGAUCGAGAUAGAGAAGGAUACCAAUCGCCUCGUCGAGAGAGAAGCCGCAGUCGCUCACCCUAUUAUGGUGCACCUCCAAAUCGCAAUGUAA
Molecule: messenger RNA, 240 nt
Organism: Cadophora gregata
Lineage: Eukaryota; Fungi; Ascomycota; Leotiomycetes; Helotiales; Ploettnerulaceae
Exons: 1
Coding region: 1-240 (79 amino acids)
Source: RefSeq, a predicted model, not a curated record